This is a messenger RNA of Lithohypha guttulata, 963 nucleotides long. RefSeq lists its product as uncharacterized. The record is from RefSeq and is a predicted model, not a curated record. The coding region runs from base 1 to 963 and encodes 320 amino acids. The transcript has 2 exons. NCBI's taxonomy places the organism in Eukaryota, Fungi, Ascomycota, Eurotiomycetes, Chaetothyriales, Trichomeriaceae.
AUGAGCCUACCGAGCUUCCUCAUAGACCGACGACCGAAACCCAGGUGGCCAUACGAUGGUGCUUUAACACGACCCAGUAAACUCUCACAAUCACCUUCUUCAAGUCCAACACCUUCACAAGCCGGCCAACCACGUCAAGAGCAAAGCACGGAAUUGGUUCCUGAAAAGAAGGAAGAGAAGGGACUUGAUACUGGCCGCAGAGUGCCCGUUCCUCUCCGAGUCAUUCCUAAAGCCGACCUGAAUCACAACCUGAAACUGUCCCCGAGAGAAAGACUACACAUCGAGGUCCUGACCAGACAACUACCGAAAAACAACCAAGAAAAGAAGCUCUACCGCGAAAGAUUACAAGUGUACCAUCUGGGCUCUCUUAAAGAAAGGUCAAUGGCUUUCCUGAAAGUCGCUGCAAUUGCCUCAGCUGCCCUCACUACUUUCGUCGUUGCGCCUGCUUUCCUCAAAGCUGGCUCUGCUCUCUGGUAUGUGGCUACAAUGUGGGGAACCGGCUUCGUGCCUGGCGUCGCCAUCAACUACUGGACCAAGCCAUACGUAACACGCAUCUUCCUCGAACUUCCUCCAAAGGCGAGACAAUCAAGCAAAGCUGCUAUGGAAUAUGCAAGUAACCUACCCAGGGACGCCGAUCUCGAUAUCAGAUACAUGAAGCCAUGGGCUUUGGAAAGCUCCCUCAAAGCCAGGAUCUCAGAAUUGGAGCCCGUCAAGAGUGGUUUCAAACUCCCCGCCGUGAAUCUGAAGCUAGUCGACUACAAGAGCCGCAAAGAAUCUGGCAGCUUUGUGCCGAAAGCCUUCUGGGUUGACAAGAAAUCCGCCACAGGCAAGUUGUCCAAAGAUACUAUUCCAGGUCUUUGGGACAGCCUCUACAAGCAGUUGAUGAGGUCGUCAGAAGACGCUACUGCCACGAAAUGGAAGAAAGCAGCUACCAAACAGCUCAAUACUGCUGUUGCAAGCUAA